CCCUCAGCCUGGGGGGCGCCAUCUUGUGCCCUCCCGAUGAAUGAGCGGCGCCGCAAAGGAGCGAGUCCAUCCGGUUGGGUCCGCUGCUCCGUCUCUCAGCGUGGCCUGUCAUGGCGUCCUGCCUCGGCAGCCUGUUCCUCUUUCUCUGUUUGGGGCGCGCCUUGGCGGCCUCCGAGUUGCUCAAUGAAGAGGUGAAGCGGACGAUAGAUCUCAGCACGCACCUAGCGAAAGUGACGGCAGAGCUGAGCUUGGCCAACGCCGCUGGGAGCUCCGGGGCCGCCUCCUCCUUCCUUCUGGCUUUGGACCCCGGUCUGGAGAGCCGCUUGGCAUACCUGGGAGUUCAGGUGAAAGGUGAAGAAGAGGAGGAGAAUACUUUGGAGGUGAAGGAGACAAAGGUUAAGAGUAAAAAUGGAAAAUUCUUCACUGUAAAAUUGCCAUCUCCUCUAUCUCCGGGAGCAAAAAUUCGCUUAUCUGUUGAAACAGUUUUUACUCAUGUCCUUCAGCCAUAUCCCACACACAUCACCCAGGCAGAGAAGCAGUUUGUAAUUUUUGAGGGUAAUCACUAUUUUUAUUCUCCAUAUCCAACCAAGACUCAGACUACUCGUGUGAAACUGGCUUCAAGGAAUGUGGAAAAUUAUACCAAACUAGGCAAUCCCAGUCGGUCAGAAGACAUGAUUGAAUAUGGACCCUUCAAAGAUAUACCACCAUAUAGUGAGGAUACCCUUAAAGUACACUAUGAAAACAACAGCCCAUUCCUGACUAUCACAAGUAUGACACGUGUCAUUGAAGUUUCACACUGGGGUAAUAUUGCUGUAGAAGAAACUAUUGAUUUAAAGCAUACAGGAGCUGUGCUCAAAGGGCCUUUCUCCAGAUAUGACUACCAAAGGCAGCCAGACAGUGGAAUAUCUUCUGUGAAAUCUUUUAAGACUAUUCUUCCUGCUGCAGCUCAAGACGUAUAUUACAGAGAUGAAAUUGGCAACAUAUCUACCAGUCAUCUUCUUGUCCUGGAUGAUUCAGUGGAGAUGGAGAUUCGUCCUCGUUUCCCUCUGUUUGGGGGUUGGAAGACCCACUACAUCAUUGGUUAUAACCUGCCUAGCUAUGAAUACCUUUUUAAUCUUGGUGAUCAGUAUGCUCUGAAGAUGAGAUUUGUUGACCAUGUGUUUGAUGAGCAAGUUACAGACUCACUGACUGUAAAGAUAAUUCUUCCAGAAGGUGCCAAGAAUAUCCAUGUGGAUAGUCCGUAUGAAAUCAGCCAGGCUCCUGAUGAGCUUCAUUAUACCUACUUGGACACAUUUGGCCGCCCAGUCAUUGUAGCACACAAGACUAACCUAGUAGAGCAGCACAUCCAGGAUAUUGUGGUGCACUACAACUUUAACAAGGUCCUGAUGUUGCAGGAACCUCUGUUGGUAGUUGGAGCCUUCUACAUCCUAUUCUUCACCGUGAUUCUCUAUGUGAGGCUUGACUUCUCCAUCACUAAGGAUCCAGCGGCAGAAGCUAGGAUGAAAGUUGCCUGCAUUACAGAGCAAGUUCUUACCUUAGUGAACAAGAGACUAGGUUUGUACCGCCAUUUUGAUGAAUCUGUGAAUAAGUACAAGCAGUCACGGGAUAUAUCCACCCUGAACAGUGGCAAAAAAUCUCUGGAGACUGAACACAAGGCCUUAACCGGUGAAAUAGCUUCAUUGCAGUCCAAGCUGAAGACGGAAGGCUCGGACUUGUGUGAUAAAGUCAGUGAAAUUCAGAAACUUGACAGCCAAGUUAAGGAGCUGGUUCUGAAAUCUUCUGUGGAGGCUGAGCGGCUGGUAGUUGGCAAACUUAAGAAGGAUACAUACAUAGAGAAUGAGAAGCUGCAUUCCAAUAAGCGGCAGGAGCUGAUCACCAAAAUCGACAACAUCCUUGAUGCACUAUAACUUAGAAGUUAAAAGCUUAAAAAAAUGAGGAAAGAGCUAAAGGCUGUUGAAUAGGCAUACUGAGCCAGUCCAAGAUGGGGAAUUGGCAGGGGGUGGGGGAAGUCACUGGGCUAUAAAAUUGGGGCAAAGGAUAAUAUUUUGGAAAUGUCUUUCUUUAAAAUUUGGAGCAAAUAUUUUAGGGCCUGUUUGUGAUGUGUAUUACCUGGGAGAUGUGUAGCAUAAUGUGCCUUGUAUUUACUGUAACCAUGGUCCUUCUGUAAAGGGCAAACUGUUAGUAACAUGACUUCACAGUCUGUCUGUUGAUGUGGCGAAAGGACCCUUAGUUAUCAGUUGGCAAGUGUACAUACAGGUCUUCUAUGUCGGCACUGAAAGUUUCAACUAGAGAGGAUAAAUACAACUGGUCUAUUCAGAGGUUUGGUGGGAAAGUUUUCUUCCAGUCCUGCAUCACUGAAUUUACACUUUUAUAUUUUGGAGAUGGACUGUAGACAAGGAACUUGAACAAAGGAAUUUUUUACAGUAUUGUCACACAAGUUGAGAUUCUUGCACCUUUGAAAUUACAGCAUCAGGUAGAGUCCAGUGCAGGUGAAGGGUAUGGGUAUGAUUAAUUUGCUUAUAAGCCAGUGCUUUUCCUCAGAUGGAUUUUCCUUUUUUUUUAAAAAAAAAAACGACUUGUAGAAAAGACCAAACUGAAAUAAAGUUUUUGGCUGUU
Messenger RNA from Eublepharis macularius, 2616 nucleotides. It is a transcript of the gene RPN1, whose product is annotated as ribophorin I. The transcript is spliced from 10 exons. The record is from RefSeq and is a predicted model, not a curated record. NCBI's taxonomy places the organism in Eukaryota, Metazoa, Chordata, Lepidosauria, Squamata, Eublepharidae. Bases 111 to 1907 code for a protein of 598 amino acids. Gene Ontology annotation, cellular component: oligosaccharyltransferase complex; membrane.